Vigna umbellata (rice bean) is the source of this 756-nucleotide messenger RNA. RefSeq lists its product as uncharacterized. The record is from RefSeq and is a predicted model, not a curated record. Lineage: Eukaryota; Viridiplantae; Streptophyta; Magnoliopsida; Fabales; Fabaceae.
AUGGAGAUCAUAUCCACCACUAGGAAUACAAUUGGAACGUCCUCUUCCUCUGCUACUCAUCAGACCGAAUGGAGUUUAGAGAGCUUUCUUCAACAUCAUCUGGCUAAAUUUAAUGGGAAGUGCCUACCAGAUGAGGUCAAUCAGUGGUUACGUGAUAUGGAGAGGAUUUACAAUGCAAAGAGGUGUCUAGAUGACAAUAGGCUGGCGUUUACCGAGUAUCUAUUGACUGGGGAAGCCAGUCAUUGGUGGAAUAGCAUGAAGCUAAUAUUAGAAGGAAUUCAUAUUCCCAUCUCUUGGGAGAUAUUCAAGAGUAGGUUUUAUGAAGAGUACUUUCCUAAUAGCGUUCGGUUCGCUAAAGAGGUAGAAUUUCUUCAACUGGUUCAAGGAGGAAUGUCUGUAUCUGAGUAUAUAGAUAAGUUCAAACAUUUAGUGAGGUUUAAUACUAUGGCUACCAAUGAAGAGUGGCAGUGUCGAAAGUUCGAAAAUGGGUUGAGAAGUGACAUUAAACUGCUGAUCUCAAGUCUAUGUAUUAAGUCUUUUCCUCCAAUGGUGGAGAGGGCCAAGGUGUUAGAGAAGAAUAUACUUGAGGUAGAACAACAGAAGAAGCAACAACAACAGAUUGUUAGAGGACCGAUCUCUUCCAGAAACGGUACGGGUCCGAAGAAAACUCCCUAUACUCGCCCUCCAUCUUCUCAGCUAUCAGGUCUGGUCAGUCAGUCUGGACAGCAAGGAACAAUGGCAUGUUUUAAUUGCUGA